Molecule: messenger RNA, 3771 nt
Organism: Xyrauchen texanus (razorback sucker)
Lineage: Eukaryota; Metazoa; Chordata; Actinopteri; Cypriniformes; Catostomidae
Product: cell surface glycoprotein MUC18-like
Exons: 16
Coding region: 43-1926 (627 amino acids)
Biological process (GO): angiogenesis
Cellular component (GO): plasma membrane
Source: RefSeq, a predicted model, not a curated record
AACACUGUUGUGCUUCUUCAGUGCACUUCAUUCAUCGGCUGGAUGGAUAACGCCAGAAACAUGGCUCUGACAAACACUUCACUUUUACUGUUGGGUCUUCAAAUGCUCGUCAUGGCUUGGCAAGCUUGUGCCCUGGUGGAUCUGAGGAUGGAUGACACUGUAGAGGUUUAUAUGGAUGAGACUGCAGAGAUCCCCUGCCUGUACACCUUCACUGAGGAACCAAGUAUGGUGAUGGUGCAGUGGUUUGUGCAGGCUCCUGGAGGUAAUCGUAUAAGGAUCUCCUACAGCGACCUGACCGUGCAGAAGGUUGAUGCCAACACAAGCUACAGCAAUCGGAUCACUAUCAGGUCAAACAGUGAUGGAGAAACUCUGACCGUUCAAGACGUUAAACUAUCUGAUGAGAGAGAGUUCUUCUGCCAGGUCAGUGGGAUGGCAGCUGGCAACGGAGAGGGCAAGACGCUCUUAAGGGUGUUUGCCCCUCCGGAGCCUCCUGUGAUUGAAGGUGUUCUGUCUGGAAUUUCUGUGUCUGGAAUCUCUCCAGCUAAGAUUGCAUCAUGUGAGACCAGAGACGGCUUCCCCAAACCAAACAUCACAUGGUACCGUGAUCACAUCCCCAUUCACCCUGUUAAUGGCCUGGUGAACAUUGUAACUCUAGUCACGAAGGAAUCCAGUGGUCUGUAUACCGUUCAGAGUGAUCUGCAUUAUAAAGUGAUUAAGGAAGACAAGGACGCCCACUUUUCUUGUGAGGUCAGCUACUUUGUGCCAGGAGCUGUCAGGACAUCCGAGUCCAAAGGAGUCAACAUUACUGUUCAUUACCCCACGACCAGCGUCGAGCUGUGGAGAGAAUCGCCUGAGGGCUUGGUCAAAGAGGGGGACACAGUGGAGAUCCGUUGCCAAGGCGAUGGGAACCCCCCAGCACCCAUCACUUUCAACAGAGAACAAUCCGAUGUGGAGCUGGAAUCCUUUCAGGGUCUGCUGGUUCUGAAGGAGGUGUCUCGGGCAGACAGCGGUGUGUAUGAAUGUCACUCUCUGGACCAGGAUGCACUGGAUCAGGAUGAGGUGGUGGACACCAUGCAACUUACUGUACACUAUCUGGACCCAGCUGUGGUGGUGCCCAAAGACUCGGAGGUCAUGCUGAAAGGGGAGAGUCUGACAGCCACCUGCAAUGCGCUGUCGUCUUUAGAGACCUCUACUGUGUGGUUUAAGGAUGGACUUGAGAUCGGAAGAGGACACAUACUGCAGCUGCACGAUGCCACGUUUGACACUGCAGGACAAUACGACUGUGAGGUGACAGUACUGUCCCUCCCAGGCCUACAGACCAGCGGUUCUGUCAAUAUCAUUGUACAGGGUGCACCUCAGAUGAAGGAUGCAGAGAGGGAGAUUGAGCUGACUGAAAGAGUGGGGGUGUGGGUAAAUUUGACCUGUGAGGUGAGAGGUCACCCCAAACCUGCCAUAACCUGGAGCAUCACUGGCAGUCAGAGCUGGCGUGAGGUGGUUAAAAGAGAGACGGAGGAUCAAAUCUACAGUGUUGUGAUGCUUAAAGUCAGUGCUGACACUGUAGCCACCUGCAACUCAUCAAAUGACUUUGGAAUAGAGACAGAGACAUACAACAUCAGAAGCAUUCCGUUCUCUCAGACUCCAACGGCGAGAAAAACUUCAGUGGAUAAUAGUGGUGUGAUUAUUGUGGUGAUCAUUGUAAGCAUUCUGUUGCUGGCCAUCCUGGGCAGUAUCUUCUACUUCCUGUAUAAAAAGGGCAAGUUACCUUGUGGACACUCAGGCAAGCAAGAAAUCACCAAGGAGAAGACGAACACGGAUGACAUCGUUGUAGAGAUGAAGGCAAAAAAGAUGGAAGAGUCUGUGUUACUAAAGGGAGUCAAUGGUGACAACAAACCACCCACUGACCAGAACAUUACUCUAAGCUCAUAAACCGGAGGCUUAUCAGCAAUUAAAGACCCUAUUUUGUGCCUCCCUGCUGGCCCAACAAUCAAGUCUUACGACCUGGAGGACUUCUUGUGCUGCAGCCAUCUUUUCUGGAUAAAGUGGACUGUACUUCUGUUUUACAUUUGGGUAAAUGGGACUUAAGCAAGCUGAUCCAUUAAGGAAGAUCGGUGUCCAUUUUCUACUGAUUCUCCAACGUCUGCUUUUCUUCAAAUGUUGACCAGUUCAAGCCAUUUGACCUCAUUCAUGAAACACAAGCGGAACAAACUCCUGUGUAAAUUGUUCGUGAAACCAUUCUUACGUAAAUUGUUUCAUCCAAUUGAAAGCGUCAGUUUACGUAAGAACAGUUUUAAGAACGGUUCGCAUAGAAAUUCAUUCCGCUUGUUUCAUGAAUGAGACCCAAUGUCACAAUGCCCUUUUUAGACAUCAGAAAUGUAUAUAAUAUAAAUAUAUUUAGUUACCGAUCCUACUUGUGACCUUUGUGUGCUUUUAAACUCUGUUCAGCAAAUAUUUUAGUUUCUGUUCAUUCAUAACAGCCCAGAAACGUAAGAAGAACAAUAUUUGGUUUAUUAAAAUCAGUUGGAUUAUUAGUCACAUUUCUGAAACAUAUGACAUAAGUACAGAACCAUUCUUCUUAUAUUGUAAUAUUCCAGUAAUCACAAAGGACCAAAAAGUCAAGCAAAGUUCAGUGCUAAUUUAAAUGUUAGAUGUUGUAAUUUAAGUGAAAACAUUACCUAAGAGACACUGAGAAUAACAUCAAUAUACCCAUAUCAUAUCAUAAACCCACAGCCCUUCACAAUAAGAACCCCUGUCCAAAUAAAUACCAAAAUGAUACAUGGUCCAACUUCAUCAAACUACUGCAGAACUCUUGUACUGUUUGUAAAUAGUCGUAGGGAAGGAAAUUGUAGCUCUUUGUGUUUUGACUGCUGUGGGAUAUUGCAGCUCCCUCUAUUUCUGCCUCAACUGCAGUGCCUGAGGAAAUGUGUCUUCAUUUCACCUCAAUGAUAGUUACACUGAAAUCUUUGCAUUGCCUCUUGUAUGUUCUGCGCAUGUCUAUGUAUUUGUUGAAGGGGAAAGUGUUAUUUCAAUAAAAUGCCAUGAAUAUUUGUACGUUUCAUAAAGAGAAGAAUUAUGUUUUAGCCUGAAAACGUUUUGCUCCUUAAAAUGUUUUUUUGUGAGAUACCGUUUCAUUUUUAGGUUUGGAAAAGUGCAUUUGUGAGACACCAGGCAUUACUUAUUUUAAUGUACAUAGUUAAUACUGUUUCACUGACAUGAUGUUGAAUUUGUGCAGUAAGGAGUCAGGAGGACGUGAUGCACAUGCUAUACAGUACAUACUAAUGACUAUUAUUACCAGCCCCUAAAACCAUGCUUGGACAAAUCGUAAAGUUUUUCAUUAUGGCUGAACGUUUUUGCAUUUUUGUGUUUGCUUUUUUGUUGUUUAAAAGUCACGUUCUCUUAAAAAGCCUUUGCAUUAAUAGAUGUAACAGUAAAACACAGGCACUUUUUUGUUUGCAAGAGUUGCAUUGUUAAAAUUGCAGUUCAUCGGUCUUUAUGUUUUCUAAAGAUUAGUGCUUGCCAUUUAAGACUAUUGUCAGAACACUGUUUAACCACUGCAUAUUACACUGGCCUGUAGACCUUUCCUUACCUGUCCAUGUGAGAUAAAAUAUGUUUUAUUAGCUGAAACUAUCAUUAUCAUUGUAGAGUGCUCACAAACAAAGUAAUGCCAUGUUUCUUGUUGGUUGUAAGUUGUACCUGUGGUUUGAUGCUUGCAUUUUUUAUAUAAUUGUCUACAUUUUUUGGCCAAAAAAAUACAAUAAAAAUACAAAUAAAGAU